Messenger RNA from Trichomycterus rosablanca, 2878 nucleotides. It is a transcript of the gene tmlhe, whose product is annotated as trimethyllysine hydroxylase, epsilon. Gene Ontology annotation, cellular component: mitochondrion. The coding region runs from base 92 to 1351 and encodes 419 amino acids. Gene Ontology annotation, molecular function: trimethyllysine dioxygenase activity; iron ion binding. Gene Ontology annotation, biological process: carnitine biosynthetic process. The transcript is spliced from 8 exons. The record is from RefSeq and is a predicted model, not a curated record. NCBI's taxonomy places the organism in Eukaryota, Metazoa, Chordata, Actinopteri, Siluriformes, Trichomycteridae.
UCUUCUGGAUAAGUGUGAAUUAAAGGUACAUUUGGAGUUGUAAGAGCGAGGUUGUCCAACCCAGCAAUCCUUGUAAGGCGCUUCAGAAGUCAUGGCAUUAAGUCGAAUGUUCGCCGGAUUGCAAGUCACCCGUCAGCUGGUUCCUCAGAGCUGGGGAUGGGCUCCUGUCGUGGCUGCGAACAAACACACUCAGUUCAGAAGCAAGCGAUGGCAACACACAGAACCUCAAACUAGUUGUACCUGGCAACUGUUGGACAACUGCUUUGAAUUCCGUUACAAUGGUCUUGUAAUGCACUUCGACUACGUGUGGCUGAGGGACCACUGCCGCUCUGCCUCAUGCUACAACUCCAAAACCAACCAGCGUAACUUGGACACCGGAACCAUUGACCUUAACAUCCGGCCCACGAAGACCAGGGUUGACGAAGAAAACCUCUUCCUCACAUGGCCUGAUGGUCAUAUUACACGCUACAACCUGGCCUGGCUGUUAAAGAACAGCUACGAGGGCCAGAAAUUAAGCGCCGUGCAACCACGUAUCCUGUGGAAUUCUGAGAUUUACACGAAUGCUAAGAUACCUUCUGCCAGCUGGGACAAGUUUAUGAGCUGUGACGAGGAGCUGAAAAAUUUCUUGAAUAACUUUUUGCUGUACGGAAUUGCAUUUGUAGAGGACGUACCUGCUACAUUAGAUGCCACAGAGACAGUGUCUAAACGAGUUAGCAUUCUUAGAGAAACGAUUUAUGGACGUAUGUGGCAUUUUACUUCUGAUUUAUCUCGUGGAGACACUGCAUACACAAAGCUGGCCCUGGACCGCCACACUGACACUGCGUACUUCCAAGAGCCUUGUGGGAUUCAGGUGUUCCACUGCCUGAGGCAUGAAGGUACGGGAGGCAGGACACUGUUGGUGGAUGGCUUCUACUCUGCCAACAAGGUGCUCCAGCAGUCACCUGAGAACUUUGAACUCCUCUCUCAUGUCCCCAUCAAACAUGAGUACAUUGAGCACCUUGGCAGCCACCAUAACCAUAUGAUUGGCAUCGGCCCAGUGCUCAGUGUGUACCCAUGGAAUAAUGAAGUCUUCAUGAUCAGGUAUAACAACUACGACCGUGCCGUGAUAAAUACAGUUCCUCAGGACGUGGUGCAGCGCUGGUAUGCUGCUCACAGGCAGCUUACCGAAGAGCUGAGGAAGCCUGAGAAUGAACUGUGGGUCAAACUCAAACCUGGCAAGGUCCUGUUCAUUGAUAACUGGCGGGUACUUCAUGGUAGAGAGUCCUUCACUGGUCUCCGACAGCUCUGUGGCUGCUAUUUAACCAGAGAUGAUGUACUCAACACAGCUCGCUCGCUGGGUCUGCAAGCCUAAACAGAAGUCAGGACUGGCAAAAAUCUAAGAACCAGCUUUACCAAAUGUUCUGCAAUGGAGCUGCAGAAUGCAGAAAUCUGUACAUUUGAGAACCUUGUGCUGUUUUAUGUAUUUUGAUCGAGGAGUAGGAACUUUGGUUCACCAGACAUUUUUAGAAUCAUGACAGAACCAUGAUUCAGUAGGUUUUAUUACCAAAUUAUUAGAAGAAUAUUACAAAAUUAGUUUAUAGUAGGAUGGGCAAUUGUAAUUUUGGCACUUCGAAUAAUGAUACAUUGAUCUCAGUGAUCAUACAAUGAUCAUUCUUUACUUUAAAGUGGCACUGUAAAGUGUUUCACUGUAAAUUGUGUACAAACAGACAUAAAAUUCUUUUAAUGUGAUGAUCAAAGAUUACAAUUACCAAAAGGUAGGCAUUUUAUCAGUUGCAAGUCCAAAUUAGUUUUAAACAAACUACAUUCCUAUAUGGGAUCUAAAUAAGCAUUAAGUACCAACAAAGAACUCCUAUCAGUUUACACAUGAAACAUAUAUUAACAUAUAUUAAACAGCUAAAUAUAUUUUACUCUGUGUUUAUUAACAUCUGUUUUUGUUCAUAUUUUAAGUAAAAAUUAGAUGAAAUUGCUAAGUACUUGUUUUCUCUAUUUAUAGGUAGUUAGAUUAGGGUGUGGUCAGAGGGUAAGAACUAAUGUUCACCUAUCUGACAAGAAGCAUUGAUUCCUGGAAUCUAUUUAAUAUUUUACAUGUGUGUAAGAGACUGUAAUUCAGUAUUUACUAAUUGUAUGAAGACAAAUUGCAUGAAGAUACAAAAACUGGUUUGUGCUGGUCAAAAUGUAUCAUAAAAUCAAGCUUAUAUUUGACUUGCAUGGACAGUGAUCAGGUCAGAUAGUCUAGCUCUAAACCCAGAGGUUAAUGUGUCACAUAAGUAAUUAAAAUUACUAGACAACUAGCUAAACAGUUACCAAUAGUUAUGAACUAGGUACUGACACAAAAUAGUACUUAUUAGUAAUUAGAAUCAGUUAAUACUACAAGGGAUAUGGCAUAACGGCACUUAAAAAUUUACACAUUGGGAAACUACAGUAUAUGUGCUGAAAGGGGUGCUGCUAGGUACUUAGUCUGAAAAUCUACUUUAAGGGAUGCAGAAGCCUUCUUAAGGUACCAAAAAGCUCAAAUCCAACAACCAAGAACGUCCUUGUGUCUGAAAUACAAGCAUGUCAAUACAUGCAAACUUGAGAUUAGCUAUAAACAUUAUCAGCCAUAAUGAGCCUUCUAUAAACAAUGUGUCUAUCAAAUGGAACUGGAAGUGAGUGUUGUUGUUUACUACAAGUUAUUUUUGAGAAGGUGAGCUGCAUUGUACAGGCAUCAUGUACUAUCAACCGCCAAAGCCAAACUCUUUGCUAAUUAUGUACGGAAUGUCUGUAUUGAGAUUGAUUAAGCAUUUUGUAUAUUCUACUCUGUGAUUAUUGUAUUGUUCUGUUACACUCAAAUGCUUCAAUAUCACACCUUACAAAUAAAGAUAUAGUUUUACAGAUUUUA